Phlebotomus argentipes is the source of this 365-nucleotide messenger RNA. Its product is annotated as transcription elongation factor 1 homolog. NCBI's taxonomy places the organism in Eukaryota, Metazoa, Arthropoda, Insecta, Diptera, Psychodidae. The transcript is spliced from 2 exons. Gene Ontology annotation, cellular component: transcription elongation factor complex. Bases 108 to 365 code for a protein of 85 amino acids. The record is from RefSeq and is a predicted model, not a curated record. Gene Ontology annotation, biological process: transcription elongation by RNA polymerase II. Gene Ontology annotation, molecular function: RNA polymerase II complex binding.
UCAAACAGUGUAAAAACAUAACCCAGAAAGAGAUCCCAAGCUUCUAGGGAGUUAUUUUGUGCUUUUUUCGCAUUCAGCCGCAGCGAAUCAGCUGGUAUUGACGCAAAAUGGGUCGCAGGAAGUCCAAGCGCAAGCCGCCGCCAAAGAGGAAGGCAAUCCAGCCGCUCGAUCAGCAGUUUAACUGCCCGUUCUGCAAUCACGAAAAGUCGUGCGAAGUGAAAAUGGACAAGAGUCGCAAUUCAGCCCGGAUAACGUGUCGUGUGUGCUUGGAGGACUAUCAGACGACGAUAAACUUCCUCUCGGAACCGAUUGAUGUGUACAAUGACUGGGUCGAUGCUUGCGAGUAUGUAAACAAGGCGAAUUGA